AUGUCAGUGUGUGUUUGUGCCUGGUGUAGGACAGAACAGUGUGAACAACAAACCUCGUCAACAGUUGCAGAUGUGGAACAGCUUAAUGACAUGAUAGUCAACAAGCCACAAAUGACAAUGGGAGUGUUAGCAUUGAAGCUCAGUGUUGUUCACACUACUGUAGCUAGGAACUUGAAGAAUCUGGGUUACCACUUGUUAAUCUGUGACUCCUUAUUGAGAUGCAAUCAGAAUGCUCCUUUUCUGGAACAGCUGGUAACUGGAGGUGAGAAGUGGAUUGUGUACAACAAUGCCUGGAAGAGUAUAUUGAGAGAUGUCCUGAAUUACAAACUUCUUCCAAACAAGACUAUCACUUCCGAGAAAUUGGAUCAUCUCAAGGCAGCCACUGAUGAGAAAUGGCCGGAUUUGGGGCACAGUAUUGUCUUUCAUCAUGGCAACGACAAGACACACACCUCUAUAGUGACUCAUCAAAAGUUGUGUUCUAUUGAAUGGGAUGUGUUACACCAACCGUUAUAUUUGCCAGACAUUUCCCCUUCCAACUUCCAUCUAUUCUAUUCCCUGCAGAAUCUGCUCAAUAGCAAAGACCUCACCUCUGUGGAGGACUGCAGACUGAAACUCGAAGAGUUCAUCAACCUGAAAACCCCCCACAUUUUGGAAGAAUGA
Molecule: messenger RNA, 660 nt
Organism: Schistocerca gregaria
Lineage: Eukaryota; Metazoa; Arthropoda; Insecta; Orthoptera; Acrididae
Product: histone-lysine N-methyltransferase SETMAR-like
Exons: 4
Coding region: 1-660 (219 amino acids)
Molecular function (GO): nucleic acid binding
Source: RefSeq, a predicted model, not a curated record